Molecule: messenger RNA, 1260 nt
Organism: Trichoplusia ni (cabbage looper)
Lineage: Eukaryota; Metazoa; Arthropoda; Insecta; Lepidoptera; Noctuidae
Gene: TBPH
Product: TAR DNA-binding protein 43-like
Exons: 1
Coding region: 188-1075 (295 amino acids)
Biological process (GO): regulation of gene expression
Cellular component (GO): nucleoplasm
Molecular function (GO): RNA binding
Source: RefSeq, a predicted model, not a curated record
CAUGAAACGUCACAUCAUACGUCACGUUUACGGUAAGAGAAAACGACGGUGAUUUUCACGGGUGAAAUAAAUUUUGUUGUUCCAUCGAUCAAGUAUCCGAUGCUGACGCUACAAUAUCGCCGAAGCAGAUAAAGGAUAAUGUAAACGACAUGCGGAGUGCAAGAGACGGCAUAGGACGGUGAGCGCUAUGUCGAUAGAGUACGUGCCGGUGAGUGAGGGGGAGCAGGACGAGCCGAUCGAGCUGCCGACCGAGGAAGACGGCUCGCUUUUGCUAAGCACUGUUGCGGCGCAGUUCGCUGGUGCCAGCGGUCUCAAGUACCGCGCUGGCGGACGACUACGAGGUUUACGCCUCGUUGACGAGCGCCUGUCGCCGCCGUCCGAUGGCUGGGCAGCGCACCGCUACUGGUGUGCCUUUCCGCGCGCUUCGCCUGAACCCACACCCCGCCCGCGGUGCUCAGACCUCAUCGUACUCGGCUUGCCGUGGAAGACUGGCGAAGACGCCGUGCGUGACUAUUUCACCGGGUUUGGCGAGCUUCUUAUGGUGCAGGUGAAACGUGAUGCUAAAACGGGUCUAUCGAAAGGAUUCGGAUUUAUAAAGUUUGCUGAAUAUGAAUCACAAUUACGCGCUCUAGGGCGGCGCCACAUGAUUGAUGGACGUUGGUGCGACGUACGUAUCCCCAACGGGAAGGACGGCGGUGCUAGCGCCCACCGAAAGGUGUUCGUAGGUAGGUGCACCGAGAACCUCACUGCAGAAGAUCUGCGCGAGUACUUUGGCGCAUUUGGGCAAGUGACGGACGUAUUCGUGCCACGGCCUUUCCGCGCUUUUAGUUUCGUGACCUUCUUGGACCCCGAAGUGGCCCAGUCGCUCUGCGGGCAGGACCACAUAAUCAAGGGCGUAUCAGUGAACAUCUCGACAGCGUCGCCCAAGCGGGAGCGCGGCGCGCGUGGCUCGCAGCUGCUGGGCUGGGGGCUGGUGGAGGGCGGCGGGCGCGUCUUCAAUUGGGCCGGAGACGCCUGGCCGCAGCAGGCCGCGCCCGCGCCCCCCCUGGAUAAGCCCUACCUCAAGUAUGAGUGACAACUCUGUGUACAGUACCGGGACCGUGGGUAUACCCACUAUGCUCUUUGUUGAUCACUGUCAAAUUUUAUAUGAAAUGUGUAAAUAAUAUUAUAAUAUAGUAUGAUGUUGUCCUGAUGUUUUAAUAAUCAGUUGUAUUAAUGAAAGUGACAUUAAACAUAACCUUGUUGUUUACAAGCGCAGAG